Molecule: messenger RNA, 3609 nt
Organism: Phyllostomus hastatus (greater spear-nosed bat)
Lineage: Eukaryota; Metazoa; Chordata; Mammalia; Chiroptera; Phyllostomidae
Gene: SYT12
Product: synaptotagmin 12
Biological process (GO): cellular response to calcium ion; regulation of calcium ion-dependent exocytosis; calcium-ion regulated exocytosis
Molecular function (GO): calcium ion binding; clathrin binding; phosphatidylserine binding
Source: RefSeq, a predicted model, not a curated record
AGCGCAGGGGAGCGCGCGGCGGGAUCCUGGGAGCGUGCCCGGACUGCGGCGCAGCUCCGGUACGCCACUCCGGCCCGGCCGAGCCCCCUGCCCGCGUCCGGCUCCCGCGCCGGGCGACACUGCAGGGGUGGCGUUGGGGGCGACCGCCGGUCCUGGUGCUGGUGCCUGCGCGCUGCUGGAGGCCAGCCCGGAACCCGUAGCCGGGAGCCAGCGUCCACGCCGGAGCAGGAGCCGGAGAGCGAGCCAGAGCGGCGGCUCCUCCGUGGAGCCCGGCCGCCGCCGCAGCGGGCACCAUGGCCGUGGACGUGGCAGAGCGCCGCCUGAGCGUCAUCAAGAGCCCCCCUGACUGGGAGGUGGGCGUCUACGCUGCGGGGGCCCUGGCGCUGCUGGGAAUCGCAGCCGUGAGCCUGUGGAAGCUCUGGACCUCGGGCAGCUUCCCCAGCCCCUCGCCCUUCCCCAACUACGACUACAGGUACCUGCAGCAGAAAUACGGCGAGAGCUACGCGGAGGCCAAGCAGAAGAGGGCGCCCACCUGGAAUGCCCAGCGGGCCAGCGCUCGGGGACCGCCCAGUCGCAAGGGCAGCCUCAGCAUGGAGGACACCUUUGAGAGCAUCAGCGAGCUGGGGCCGCUGGAGCUGAUGGGCCGUGAGCUGGACCUGGCGCCCUACGGGACCCUCCGGAAGUCCCAGUCGGCCGACUCCCUCAACUCCAUCUCCUCCGUGAGCAACACCUUCGGGCAGGACUUCACGCUGGGCCAGGUGGAGGUGAGCAUGGACUACGACGCCGCCUCCCACACCCUCCACGUGGCCGUGCUGCAGGGCAAGGACCUGCUGGAGCGGGAGGAAGCCAGCUUCGAGUCCUGCUUCAUGCGCGUCAGCCUGCUGCCGGACGAGCAGAUCGUGGGCAUUUCCCGGAUCCAGAGGAACGCCUACUCUAUCUUCUUCGACGAGAAGUUCUCCAUCCCCCUGGACCCCGCGGCCCUGGAGGAGAAGAGCCUGCGGUUUUCUGUCUUCGGCAUCGAUGAGGACGAGCGGAACGUCAGCACGGGAGUGGUGGAGCUGAAGCUCUCUGUGCUGGACCUUCCACUGCAGCCCUUCAGUGGCUGGCUGUACCUGCAGGACCAGAACAAGGCCGCCGACGCUGUGGGGGAGAUCCUGCUGUCUCUCAGCUACCUCCCCACGGCCGAGCGUCUCACCGUGGUCGUGGUGAAGGCCAAGAAUCUGAUCUGGACCAACGACAAGAGCACUGCGGGUAAGACCCCCUACGUCAAGGUGUACCUGCUGCAGGAUGGGAGGAAGAUGAGCAAAAAGAAGACAGCCGUGAAGAGGGACGACCCCAACCCAGUGUUCAACGAAGCCAUGAUCUUCUCGGUGCCGGCCAUCGUGCUCCAGGACCUGUCUCUCCGUGUGACGGUGGCUGAGAGCAGCAGCGAUGGCCGUGGGGACAACGUGGGCCACGUCAUCAUCGGGCCGUCCGCUAGUGGCAUGGGCACCACACACUGGAACCAGAUGCUGGCCACACUGCGCAGGCCUGUGUCCAUGUGGCACCCUGUCCGACGAAACUAGCAGCCAGGACAAGGCCAGGGCGGGCACUGGAGCUGCCCGGAGCCUGGCUCAAGCUCAGGUGUGACGCCCUUCUCCAUCGUCCAGCUGAAGCCAUGAAUGCCGGGGCCCCCGAUGGACUCCCCAGGAGCCUUCUCGGUCCCGCUACCCAGACUGCAGAGCAGGAGCGGGCCUGGCUGGCUGUCUAGGGACCCAGGGCUCCCCCCACUGAGGACCGGCUGUGGCUGGGCACUGGCUCAUUGUUCUCCUAUUUUGAGAUCCCCAGUGGGUCUGCCCUCAGCCUGGGGGACCUCGCCCUCUCAGAGCUCCCCAUACCCAACCCCGGCUGGGAGGCCAAGGCUGAGCUGGGCCACACGCCGGAACAGAGCAAGUCUUGGGAGCCGGGCGCCGUGCUAGGCACCCGCAGGCGUGACAUGAACAAGACACAGACCCACAGGAUGCCGGGAAGGCAAGAUCCCCUGUCCUGGGGAUCUACUUGGUGCUGGACGGUGGCCCCUCCAGGCAGACUCGGGGAGGGCCCUGGGGGCUGGAGGGCGGAACGGGAGCUGUGGUUUGAGGGGCAGGGGAUGCCCUGAGAGCAUUCUGGACGGGCAGUCCCGCCCGAGCGUGGCAGGGACGGAACGUCCUCAGCCCACUGUGGUGGGCCUGCGGGCCUCUUUCUGGGCCAAGGAAGAGACCCGGAGACGGAGCGAGCAGAGGCCCACCCGCCCCACGGGACGCUGGCUCUGGAGUCACUCUCUGAAAUCCACCCGCUGGACAUCGCCCUUGCCCAGGCCCAGCGGUCGGCAGGCCCAGCCCCAGGCCCUUGUGUUCGGUCCCACACACCCGGGCGCUGGCUCCACGGCGGGUUCUCCGGGUCCGUCCAGGCCAGGACAGGCCCUGUCGGGAAGGGAGGAGAGCUAUCUCAGCCUGUGGGGGGCCAUGGGCGGUGGGGCGGCCAGGACACAGACUGCAGGGGGGUGGUCUGUGGGAGCAGCCCUGCGGGCUGCAGACCCCUGAGAGGGUGCAGCGGAGCUGGAGACCCUUAUGCUGGGCUUUGGGGGGAGGGGCAGCCUGCACAGUGGCCGGGAGGGACCGUCAAGGGGGUCAGAACGGAAUAUGAGUCUGGGAAGGAGGUGGCUCUGGGAAGGAGGUAGAACACCGAGUGUCCUAGGGCAGGUUCCCAAAGCAGACCCUGAGCUGAGGCGUCAAGGCGUCGGGCAGGGCAGAGCCCCCAGGGGACCCCGGUAAGGGCAAGAGGGGAGCCGUGUGCAGAGAGCAAGUUGUAGCUCCGAGAGAGCCCAUCGUCAGCCUGGGGGCUUGGGGGAGCUCCGAGUGUGAACUGCAAGCUGUACCCCGGGGUCAAAGGGGCUCAGCAGUUACCCUGACAUGACAUGCAUCAUCUUUGGCUACCAUCCCGCCCUCAGCUGGAGAGAUAAGGGUCCCUCGCUGAGGGAGUUCCCAUUCACCAAGAACAGCACCUCCCAAAAGCAGGCAGCUGUGCACCGUGCACGGCUGGGGGGUGGGUGUCCAUGCUGGUUCAAAGGGAUGGGGGGGGCACUAUCUACCCUGUUGGCCGCCCACAGGUGAGCACGUGGGUGGGAUCCCGGGCUGGCUGCCUCUGGCCCUGGUGAGCUGUGGGGACCCAGGCCCCCCGUUAUCCCCAGCGAUGUGGCGGGAGGGGUGGCUGGAACAGGGUGGGAGGCCUGGGUAGCACUGGAACUAGGGGCAGGACCCUGGCUCUUCCCACCUGACACAGCCAUGGCCCGGCCCUGCGGCCAGGCCGGCUACGCUGUAGCCAGCACCAGGAGGUCUGCAGGGCCUGGGGACACAUAGCUGGGGCAGCUCUGCAGCCUGAGAGACCCUGGACCCUUCCUACCCCAGGGGCUCUGCGGUGCCAGCCCUGACCCCCACCUCUUCCCCCUCCCCUCUAACUGCAUGAAAUGUGGACUGCGCCGCGCUGGGAUGGGAGUGGUGGGGACUGGAUAUGCUGAGUGGAAUGAUUCUAGAACCAAAAUAAAACCGGGGCAGGAAGGAGGGGGCUUCCGCAAGCCCUGCUCAGCCUGAA